Messenger RNA from Polypterus senegalus (gray bichir), 1713 nucleotides. RefSeq lists its product as uncharacterized. The coding region runs from base 73 to 1560 and encodes 495 amino acids. Gene Ontology annotation, cellular component: plasma membrane; type III intermediate filament; axon. The transcript is spliced from 9 exons. NCBI's taxonomy places the organism in Eukaryota, Metazoa, Chordata, Cladistia, Polypteriformes, Polypteridae. The record is from RefSeq and is a predicted model, not a curated record.
AGAGCCGCUGUGCUCAUGCUCCCAGGAGUUCUGUGCUGCCUUCGAUAACUCAGCUACACAGCAGUGUGAAAAAUGUCAUCCAGAAUGUCUUUUCAGUCUUCCUCCACAGUCAGGAGUUCAGGGUUACGAGGAGGCUUAGGGAUGGAUGCAGGCAGUGGCUUGGGAUUAUCAGCAGGCUUGUCCCGUCUGAGUUUAGGUGGAGGUGCUGGAGCUGGCUUAGGGUUAGGAGGUGCACUAGGCUUGGGAGCAGGUGGCCUUGGUGGGGGAGCUGGUUUGGGCUUAGGUUUUGGAGCUGGCUUAGGAGCAGCAAAUCUGGGCCUCGGUCUUGGAGGAGCCGGUUUUAAUUUGGGCUCUGCUGGAGCCUUGGCUGCUAGCCCUGCUUUUGCAAUGGGCCGUGCACUGGCAGCUGGAGGGAUGAGCAUCGGCUCAGCUGUGACUGCUGGUGCUGCUAUGCCUGCUUUGCCUCCUCCACUGCCAAGCCGAGCUGCUGAGAAGCACACCUUGUCCACCUUGAAUGAUCGCUUUUCUUCAUAUAUGGAGAAAGUGCGCUUUCUGGUGAAGGAAAAUGCUGCUUUGGAAGCUCAGCUCAAUCAGCUGACCGGAGGAGCACCUAUGGCCACUGAUGUGUCUGUCAGCGGCAACCCUGAGGCCCAGUUAAACGAUCUGAGAAACACCCUGGAGGGCUUAACCUUGGAUAACAUCAAAUAUGAAAUUGAACUGGACAACUUGCGAGGAACAGCAGAAGAACUGAAAGCUAAACUGGAUUUUGAAAUGGGAGUCAAAUAUCAGCUGGAAAAUGACAUCAUGGCGAUGAAAAGGGAUAUUGAAAUUGCAUCUGAACUCCAGAUUGAAUUGGAAUCCAAAUAUCAAAGCCUGAGCAGUGAACUUGACUUCGUCACCAAAGCACAUGAAGAGGAGCUCUCAAAUCUCCAGUCCAAACUUGGAAACAUCAGCGCUGACAUUUCAUCGGUUUCCAUGAUUGAAGUGGACACUGUAAAGUCAUUUGACCUGACCACUGCCCUGAACAAAAUGCGGUCAGAGUAUGAUAAGUCAGUCCAGCAGCACAAGGAUGAGGCCGAAGCUUACUUCAAAAUGAAGAUGGAUGAAAUUCAGACCUCUGCCGUCAAGAGUACAGAAGCCAUCUCGGAAACCAAGGCAGAAAUCACAACAUCGAAGAAAGAAUUACAAGGUCUCAAUUUAGAACUCCAGUCUCUUAUGUCAUUGAACUUCAACUUGGAGCAGGGUUUAGCAGAAGCUCAGGCACAGGCCAGCAUCGGGGUGGCAGAAUACCAGGCACAGAUUUCAAGCCUCGAAUCCGCCAUUGUGACAGCCAAGUUAGAGCUAAAUAGACAGAUCACGUCCUACCAGGAGCUGCUGGAUGUUAAACUUGCCCUUGAUGUGGAAAUAUCCACCUACAGAAGACUACUGGAGGCAGAUGACUUUAAGCUCCCAGAUCUUGAGGUGUAUUCUGGAACAUACAGUUUUUCUGCAGAAAGUGGGCUGAAAAAGAAAGAUCUGUCAGUCACAGCAGAUGAUACAGAGACUUCAUCAAUUUCUUAAAAGGACAGCGUGUCCAUUUCCUGUCCGCAGACCAACAGCAGGAUGGCUGCAUGAGUGAAAGUAACAGCAGCGCCCUUCAGAUCUUAUCUUCCCUUCUGUUGCGAUGUUUCCAUUCUGAGGCUGACAAUAAACUUGUUCUUUGCAACAAAAAAA